Molecule: messenger RNA, 5703 nt
Organism: Spodoptera exigua (beet armyworm)
Lineage: Eukaryota; Metazoa; Arthropoda; Insecta; Lepidoptera; Noctuidae
Source: the annotation of a GenBank genome assembly
GCCAACUUCACGCAGUUACGUCCAGACAGCCGAGAGGGACGGACCCUUGCCGCUCGCGUCCCCAAAACUAUCGUACAAUAAACAUUUAAACAAUUCACAAGUGUUCCAAGUCGAUUGACAUUUUGUAUAAUAUACUGUUUUAGUGAUGGGAAGUGUGAAAUACAGUGAGGACAUCGAUUUCGUACGAUGACCGAAACUUUAAAGUUGGGGAGAACGGAAAAAGUUGUGAUGCCGAAUGCAGUCCCGUAUACAAAAAGUGUGUGCUUGUAAUGUGAUGGCCUGAUGGGAUCGCAGUGUGGCCAAUACAGUGUAGUUAGUGAUGUGUACUGUGAUAUAAAAUUUCGGCAAUCGCGUAGAUGAUUGUCGUUCCUGUGUGUGAUAUUAUUAGUUUAUUAGUUACCAAAGAUUCCUGAUGAUCUUGUACAUUAGUUUGUGUUUCAUAUUGGUAGUUUUAGCUGAUCCGUUGCCGGGCAAGCACGUACCGCUAGAAAGUUAUGAGAGCGAAUUGGAGAGGGAACACGCGCUGCCGACGUCCGUCCCCAAUGCCGACAUACUCAAGACUAAUAGCAACCCGACGUACCAUAAGCCGAGGCCACCACAGCACCACGGCGCGGCUCUGCUGGCCGGGGUUGGGGGAGGGGGUGCCGUCCCCUCGUACGCACCCCCUGGCAGAGCAUUCUUCACCCCCCCUCUGCCGCCUGAGUACAGAAACCCCUUCGCUGAUAAGCCAACACUUCGAGGCACGAACACAGAUGGAAACAAUUAUCUCAACAGGCGGCCUAUACCCCCACCAUCUUUGGGUCCAGGACACGACAGAAUACCCAUCAGACCUCCUGGACAGGAAACUUCAUCGCCCCAGGUGCCAGCGCCACCACCAGCACCGCCGCUGCCACCGGCGGGUAUCGAACCCCAGAAGAAAAAGCCUCUCAAUACGCCUAGCCAUAAGCCGGACGAACUAGACAGCGACAUAAAACAGCCGGGAACCGACCAAGCGAAUUUCACCGACUUCGUGCCGAACUCCUUGAACAUCCCGACCAUAUCAAGAAUACUGUCAGGAUCUAAUGGACGCAAAGAAGAUAUACCUGACGUUCUUCUACGAACGGUCACUGCAAAACCCCAACACAAUCAAGAAAAGACCUCCAAAAGUGAUAUCUACGUCACUAAGGAAGCUGGAGUCACACUAAGCGACUCCAGUAGGGAUUCUUCAACUGAAGGAUCAGUUUUAGCAGUCCUAGACCCUGAAAUGAACAAUUUAGAUAGACCUUUAAUUGUAGACCAAAAUGGAGAAACUAAUACGAGAAGGAAUCUCCAAUAUGCUACCAACAAACAGACAGAUAGGAACGAAACUAGGAAGGAUGAGUAUACCCCAGCCACUACUAUAGGUUUCGAGCUAAAAGACCCUGAAAUGUCUACCGAAAGGUAUCAUAAUCUAGCGAAUGUAAAUUCUGAUAAAAAGAUCUUGAAACAAGAUUCAAAGAACUCAGGACCUGUUCAAAGACCAGGGGCAGCUUGGCCGUUCGCGUGGAACCUCCACAUAUACCUCGCGACUGUCAUGUUUACUAUCCUAGCAGUCUACUCCAUUUUCAAAAUCGUCUGCUACAACAAGUACACUCAUUUGUUCACCCAGUAUUACUUCAUCAUCUUACAUUUGAUCUUGGUCCUCGUCUGUCUUCUCAGAAUCUUCUACAUGUGCUACGAUCCGUACAACAUAAACAAUUCCCUCCCUAAAUUCAUAAGUGAAAUCCUCCUCCACAUCCCAGAAAUAUUCCUUAGCAUAGCAUUCGCUUGUAUCAUACUCUUCCUCCUCACAAAUAGCAUUAAUUUUAAGAAUACCUGCUGUUCAUUCCUCCUUCGUCCUAGAAUUAUUAUAAUAGGCGGCAGUUUGCACAUACUGUCCUGUUUAAUGUUGCAUAUCUUUGAGAGUAAUAAUACAAUUAAUAGAAGUACGCACGGUGGCGAAAAGAGGGUAUUAGGUCUUACUUGUCAAAUAAUAUUUAUAAUAGCAUGCCUUACUUUAGGUCUUUGCUACCUAUAUGUAUAUAAAAUGCUCAAAACUGUUCUUCAGAAAAAGAGUCACACUUAUAUAAAUGGUUUCCAAAACCUGCAGCAUGCCAUCCAGAUAAAAUUGGCGACGGCAUUACUGUUUAUUCUGAUGGCAGGUCUGCAGAUUUUUGGCAUCUUUGGCAUCAACCAACAUAACAUGACCAAGUUCGACUGGCUUCAAUGGGGCUACCAGUUCUCUCUGAGGCUUCUAGAAGUCAGUAUAGUUGCUCUUAUCUCCUGGGUAAUCAGUCUGAAAGUUGGAAUAGCUCUUCAACACGAAAAGGCCGAUGGUCACAAAAUAUCUGGCCUUGGUCUUUUCGCUUGUGGGGCUGGUUCCAGCAACGAACAGUUCGAAUCAGACUAUCCAGCGAUAUGCAACACGAACACCAAUCUUCAUACUUAUACGAUGAGGACUGGUAAACCCAUAUAUGAGACGACUGGCCAUCAUCCAGCUAUGCAAGACCCUUGCUGCGGGCCAGUGUUAGACCACCAGAGGUUCCAACUCAACACUCUCACUGGCAACUGCGACAAUAAUUCUGGAACUGAGAAUUAUUCUGGACACAGUUCCAUAGCGAAUGCUGGUCACAGUAGUUCCACGGAAUCCAGUAACGCGACAUCCAGUCAGGGUGUUACUAACCACCUGAUCAAACACCAUCCCAACAUGGCAGGGUAUAACGGCAUUGAGUCCGCUUCGGACGAUCAUUACUCGAACUGUGACCCUGCCAUACAGUCCCUUCAAGGUGACGAUCCCUUAGACCAUGAAUACAAUGUCAUCCAAUAUGGAAGCAACAGUGACUUCAUUAGGGAUAUCAAGAACCAAAAUUACAAUGCAGGUUCUAACCGCAGUUCGCAUAACUUCAAACACAUGUCGUAUGACAGGGUCUCUUCAAGGACCAAUAGUAAUCCUCGAAAAAAGCAUCGAGCGAAGAACAAGAAUGUCCAGAAUUGUAUGACGAUGGGGUAUGACUCCUCAAUGGGGCACCACUACCAUCAGCCACAUUCGCCCGAUGAAUAUGGCAACUAUAACACGGAAAAUGCCUCAUACCACGCUUCUGGCAUCCAGACUUUGAACCCCAAUAGGAGUUACAGUAAUGAUCCUUGCCAACAGAUCAGGAGUUCACAGCGCAGAAAUUCGCCCUCGACCUCCAUGGUCAACUCCAGCGGGAGUCAGAAGCGUGGUAAAGGCAACGGGUUUCCAGAUAGGCCGAAGUCUACGGACUUGUACGGGUUCUCAGAGGACCCUAAUGAGAGGGGAUAUCCUUGCGCGCUAGGAGGGACUCCUCAACCAGCUCCUAGGAACUGCAGUUACGAGGCCUCGUACUCCCAACCGCAGGAUGAAAUCCCAGCGGAGGCAGAGGGGAACAGUAUGCUAGUUGCUCAAGACGGCUUCCUGAGAAUCCGCUCCAUGAAGGACUCGUCUCCGAACCCUCAGCCUUCGCAUACCUGAUUUACCAUAAAUCUGUCGUAUACGACAGAACUAAGUUUUUGAUAAAAUAUUUUCUGUCUGGCUGUGCUGUCAAGUUUGUAUUGAUAUUCUCCAGCCAGUGUAUACUUAGGUAUGAUGCAAUGAUGAUGUCUCAUCAGAAUAGAUGAAAAUCUUCAAUGCAAAGAAUUAAAUGAUAAAAUAUGCCUUAAAGGAGGCGAAAUAAAGCAUUUUAAAGCUAUUUUAUUUAAGUAACUUAAUUAUACUUACAAGUGUACAGUUCAUACUGAUUUCUUUUUUAAUUUCUUGACUUAAAUACGGCCUCUAUGCGAAGAGUAUUACGUAAAGAUAUACGUAUCGUUAAGAAAAUCAUUUUUACGCCAUGACCCAUUUGACGUCGAAUCAAAAUCAUGUAAAAUUGUAAAUGUUAGAUAUAAAAUGACCUAAUUUAAGUAUAAUAUUCGUAACGGCCUUCUGUAAAUAGCUUAUUUUUUAGUUCGAAUACGGUCUCUGUAAAAUAUAUUUUAUAACAUUUUCAUUUCAAAACCAGCCUGGCUAUCAUUCAAGAAACAAAAAGUUGCAUAAUUUCGCAGGGUUUUAGCCAAAAUCUGCAGUUUUUCGGUUUGCAAAUCAUCAAAAUUCUAAUAUAAUUUCUCACUUAGAUUAUAAGACACAGAAUACAUGAUAACAAUAUCCCUUAUCAGUUUGUUUAGUAAUACUUAAAUAAAGAUUUUAAUGUAUGUGAUAUCAAUAUAAAACAUUUUAUUUGAAACAAUCUGUCCAUAUUUAAUGUUAAGAUAUUAUCAAAAUAAUUCUAAGUAACAAGUGUACUACAACAUUUUUAUAAAUGCUGGUCACAUUUUUUCAUUCAGGGAUAAUUUUAAUAAAAUCACCGUCAAUUGCGUCUCCAGAAUCAUACUUAUUUAUUUAGAACACAUGACUUGUUUUCGUAUCUUUUCGAGGCUGCUCGAUCAGUUUCAAGGACAUGAUUAUAAACCCCGAUAUUGCCAAGAAAGCAGUCGAGCGUUCUCGAAAAGAAAUGUGGUAUGUUCUGGUUAAUUAAACACGGUAUUAUUAAAAUUAUCUUCAAUAUCUAUGUAACUGAGUUAAAAACAUAUACCUACAUACAUAUUUCUGUGACCAUAUGGAAAUUAUUUAUGUCAGUUAAAUUUCUGAUCUAAUUGUUAUAAUUAUAUCUUCAUCAUAUCCAUUGAAUAUAUCAAGCACUAUUAGAUUGAAUGAUUUCGUAUUAUUUGGCCAAUUACUUAUAAGAACAUAUUAAAAUCUUAAUGUUCUAAAUGUUACCAUAUUAUUAGAUUAUUUUCUCAAAUAACUAUAAUAUGGCUUUUGGUUAUAUAUCUAAACAAUACUCUACAGUUUGACUAGUCAUCUAAAGAAACGAGAAAGGAGCUGGUUAAACAGUAAAAUACAAAAAAUGCUUUGAAGAUUUUGCUAGCACUUUACUUUGGUUAAGUUUCCUAAGUGGAACAUUUAAGACAUUUCUUCUUCAUCAUCAUAAGAGUUACAAUAGCACAUUUGAUAUUUUACUGUUUAAUCUUUCCUACAGUGACUAAACAUCUGCCAUUUUAAAUAUAGGGAACUCAUUUUUUGUAUCUGUUAACACAAUAAAAUCAUAAAAAAUAUCUAUUUAGAUGUGUUGAAAUGUACAACAUAAAAUAAUGUUGAUUAAUAAUCUGGCAAUCGAGACAGUAAUAUUGAAAAAUUAAUAAUAAUUUUUAAUUUUUACGUGAGGCAACUAUUUUGACAUUUAAAUUUUUUAAUAUUACUGUCUUGCCAAUAUUAAUAAAUAGUUAAAAAUAAUGAAUGUUGCCACUACAAUAGAUAGAUAAAAAUAAAUGUAUAAAUUAGACAGAAAAAAAACUAAAGAAGUAUUUAUUGAUAAAUAAAUAAAAAACUGUACCAUCUUACUGGAAUAAUGUUAUUUUGAAAAUGGAAAUGAAUGAAUGAUAAUGUUGCAUUAGUAAAAAAAAUGCUCAUUUAAUUAAAUCCUAUGUAAAUAAAUGUAACGUUAAGAACUUAAGUGUGGUCUAAUAUUCGUGACCAUGCACGCCACUUUUUAAUUUUAUUUUUUUACUUCUAAGUGUAUAUACAUAUAUUGGGUACUUUGGUACUCCAAUGGAAAUAACAUUCAAUUCGUUGUAAAUUAUAGCGUUUUUUUUAUAUUCCCAAGACUGUACGUAUUAAUCAUCUAAUAUGUAAAAAUAAAUUCGAAAAAC